AUGAAACAAGGGGUAAAACUCCUUUCCGUAUAUUAUGGGGUGUUAUGCGAGAUUUUUCGUGAAUUGGAUCAUCGUGAUAGAGUGAUUAUGGAGAACACUAAUGAUAUUGCAGCAUAUAAGAAAUCUAUCCAACGGCAACGGACUCAACUCCAAUAUCAAUUGCGCUCGAAUGCUCGCUCCUGGGGUACUACAAAACAAUCAUACAAAUGUACACAUUGCGAUCAAACUGGGCACACAAAAGAGCGUUGUUAUGAGCUUGUUGGGUACCCAGAGUGGUGGGAUCAUAGUCGUGAUUCAAAGAAAAGAGGGUCUGGUUGGAAUGCGGCAGCUGCACUUACGAAGGGAAAGGUAGAUGGAGAUAAUGAAUUUGCCAAACAUGCCACUGCAUUGAUAGCAACAGCAGGUAACAAUAUUGGUAAGGACAUCCGAACGAGACAAACGAUUGGUUAUAGUGUUAGGAGAGGGAAGCUGUACUACCUGGAUCUUGUGUCGACGAGUUCAGACAAGUUGCGCAAGGCACUGGUAGCAGAUAGUUUUGAAGGGGAGAAGAAAAAAUCUGAAAUUUGGUUAUGGCAUCGACGUUUGGGACAUGUCUCAUUUGGUUAUUUGAAGAAGUUGUUUCUGAGUUUAUUUUCAAAAGUUUAUAUUUCUGUUUUCCGUUGUGAAGUCUGUGAACUUGCGAAAAGCCACCGUAUGUCCUUUCUAGUUACUUUAAAUAAAAGUUUCGUUCCUUUUAUGCUUAUUCAUUCUGAUGUUUGGGGUCUAUCUCCGGUUACUACUAUGAAUGGAUCACGUUGGUUUAUCGCAUUUAUUGAUGAUUGUACUAGGAUGACUUGGGUAUGCUUAAUGAAGUCAAAAAAGGAGGUGAAUUUGUUGUUUCUAAAAUUCCAUGCCAUGAUUCAGACUCAAUACAAAGCACAGGUUCAAGUUCUUCGUAGUGAUAAUGGUAGAGAAUAUAUAAAGUCUGAACUUCAACAUUAUUUGACUACACAGGGCAUUGUUCAUCAAACCACGUGUACUUCCACACCCCAACAAAAUGGGGUGGCAGAGAGAAAAAAUCGACACUUGUUGGAGGUUGUUCGUGCUUCCUUGAUUGAAGCUCAUAUGCCUGUGUCAUGUUGGGGAGAUGCCCUUUCUUCAGCUGCAUAUCUCAUUAAUCGUGUUCCAUCCAGCGCUGUUAAAUUUCAGAUCCCAUUUCAAGCUCUACAAGAUGUCACCAAUGCUCCCACUGUCCCUAAUUUACAACCUCGUGUUUUUUGGGGGGUGCAUCAUAAGGCGGAAGUUCAAACUCAGACUCGAAGUUAUGAUUCUUAUAAUUAUGAAAUUCUGAAUUAUGAUUAUGCUGGGGCAUCUGAAGAUGUGGAUACAGGUGUGAGCAGUUUGGAUACAGAUGUGGAUAUAGGUGUGAACAGUUUGGAUACAAGUAGUGUUGAAGACUCUCCUGUUAUUGAAACUGCGUCACUAUUUGAGCCUCUCUCACUGCAACAUGACACACAUAACCAAUCGCUCGUUGAGGAUGUUCCUGAGUCUGUUCCAAACUCUCCCAGAAGAAAUCCCCCUCGUAGUAAUAAAGGUAUUCUUAAACCCGUGAAUGAACCUGAACUUACUAGCAAGGCCAAGUAUCCCAUGAGUCAGUAUGUGUCCACCCAUCCCUUGUCUGAAUCAAAUAAGUCAUUUGUGAAUCAAUUAUCUGCUGUAUUUAUUCCUAACAGUGUGCAGGAGGCCCUUGCUGAUCCAAGGUGGAAAGCAGUGAUGAAUGAAGAAAUGAAGUCUUGCAGAAGAACAAAACAUGGGAGCUUGUUGAUCUCUCGUUAG
This is a messenger RNA of Rhododendron vialii, 1815 nucleotides long. RefSeq lists its product as uncharacterized. Gene Ontology annotation, biological process: DNA integration. Lineage: Eukaryota; Viridiplantae; Streptophyta; Magnoliopsida; Ericales; Ericaceae. The coding region runs from base 1 to 1815 and encodes 604 amino acids. The record is from RefSeq and is a predicted model, not a curated record. The transcript has 4 exons. Gene Ontology annotation, molecular function: nucleic acid binding.